AAACAAAUUUACUAAAAAAGAAGAAGAAUUAACCUGAAAAAACAUUUUUUGGGAAAUAUUCAAAUGUUAGAAAUCCAAGAUUUGCGUGAUUUUUCAAUUCAAAAUUGGUACGACAAGCUUAAAGAUGUAACUAUAAAAACAAUUAUACUAGAGCUACCUGAGCAACUCUUGAAGAAAAUUCAAAAUGAAGAAAUUCAAGACUCUGAAGAAGAAAACGUUUGUGACCAAAGAGAGGAAGAACUACCUGAAAAAUUUAUUCAAGAUUUUAAAAAUGCAAUAAACACGCUUGAAAAUAACGCCUUUGUUAGAAAUAACUGGCAUGCACCAGUCGACGCUAGAGUGUUUAGUUUUGGUAAUGCUUUAAAAGUAGUAAAUCUGGAUGAUGUAAUAACUUAUUUUAUGAGUUCAAGCAAAAUUCAGGAAGAUUUUUCUGUCGCCAAAAACAUUCCAUUCUGUAUAGCUUUACGCAAAUGGAUAAGCAUCCAUCCAGCAGCUGAAUUCAGAUGCAUUGUCAUUAAUAACAUUCUACGAGGAAUCACCCCACGAGACUGGCCAACUUUUUAUGCGCAUUUCAAGGAAGAAGGGCCGCAGAUUAUUGAAGAACUAACACAGUUUUACAAUGAAAAUGUCAAGCUUAAAUUUCCGAGGAAAAAUUAUAUUUUUGAUAUUGUUUUUCAGUACCCAGAAAAACCGUACUUGCUAGACUUAGAACCUUUAAACUCCAAAACGAACUUACAUGCAUUUAGUUGGAAAGAGAUCCAACCUCUUUUAAGUCAAGAAGCUCCAGAAGAUAUUGCACCAGUGUUCAGGUACUUGGAAACUGAUAUUGGGAUUAUGACUAAAGCCGAUGCCUUAAAAACAUUUGCUAGAUGUAAUUAAUAUUACAAUUUUGUAUUCCAUUUUGUGUACCAUACUUACUUAUUAAAUUACCAUAAUAUA
This is a messenger RNA of Diabrotica virgifera virgifera (western corn rootworm), 939 nucleotides long. Its product is annotated as cell division cycle protein 123 homolog. The record is from RefSeq and is a predicted model, not a curated record. Gene Ontology annotation, cellular component: cytoplasm. NCBI's taxonomy places the organism in Eukaryota, Metazoa, Arthropoda, Insecta, Coleoptera, Chrysomelidae. The transcript has a single exon. Bases 64 to 879 code for a protein of 271 amino acids.